This is a messenger RNA of Rotaria sp. Silwood1, 444 nucleotides long. NCBI's taxonomy places the organism in Eukaryota, Metazoa, Rotifera, Eurotatoria, Philodinida, Philodinidae. The record is from the annotation of a GenBank genome assembly.
AUGGGUGAACAACACAGAAUCGAAAGUCAAUUUAAUCGUGCUGAUUUAAAUCGUGAUGGUACAAUUGAUGAGCGAGAAUUUCGACAAUUUCUUGGACCAAUUAGAGAUGAAAGAAGAUUAUCUGGAAAUAUCAAUGAUCAAGAUAUUCAACGAAAUUUUCAUAUAUCUAAUGCAAGUCAAAUAAUAACAUAUCCUGUUGGUAUUGAUGUAGCUUUUGCUGGUUUUACACCAAAUCCAAUAGAUUAUGAAAAAUAUACGGGAGGUGCUAAUCCAUCAGGAGGUCAUGCAUAUGGUGUUGGUCCUGAUGUUGGUAUUGGUGCACCAAAUGUUGCUAGAAAAAGUAAUCAAUAUGAUCCAGCUGGUGCUAUGUUUAAUUAUGCUGAUGUUAAUCAUGAUGGAAGAAUUGAUAAAUCAGAAUUUGGUACAUUUAUGCGUUCAAUGUAA